This is a messenger RNA of Cinara cedri, 1126 nucleotides long. The record is from the annotation of a GenBank genome assembly. Lineage: Eukaryota; Metazoa; Arthropoda; Insecta; Hemiptera; Aphididae.
AUGAUGUGUGAGAGCGAUAACGAAAGUGAGAACAAUUCGUCGGCUCACAUUUCUGUUUUUGAGCAACGCGCAUACAUUAAAAUCGAAACGAUUCGUGGUAAAACAGUGCCUGAAAUUCAUGCCUCGUUAAAUGAAGUGUGUGGAACGGAUACUGUGGAUCAUAGUACGGUGCAAAGAUAGCAUCAGCGAUUCCGUGAUGGUCGUAUAAGUAUUGAUAACAACCCUCGCUCUGGCCGACCCUCUACGGUUAUUCAAGACAACACUAACGCGGCUAUUCUCGCAACUCUACUCGAUGAAGACCGACGAAUAACGGUGAGAGAGAUAGAGAAUGAAACAGGUAUUUCAAAAUCAAGUGUUCACCGCAUUUUAACGGAAAUUCUACAGAAACGAAAGAUUGCAGCACGUUGGGUGCCUCAUUUUCUGUCACCGGAACAGAAGGAUACACGCGAAGACAUCUGCCGUGAACUCCUUUCUCGCUACGAAAAUGAAAAAGAAACGUUUCUUGAUCAUAUAAUUGCAAUAGAUGAGACUUGGAUCCGUGAUUUUGAGCCGGAAUUAAAAUCUCAAAGCAAUAUUUGGAAGGGAAUAACAUCACCAAGAGCAAAAAAAGUUCGUCACCAGCAAACAAAGGUGAAACAAAUGAUGAUUUUUGCUUACGAUAAACUUGGGAUAAUUGUCACUGAUCGAGUUCCAAUUGGCAGUAGUGUAACCGGGGAUUACUACAAAACAUUCCUUGCCAAAAAAUUGCGACCAGGAAUGUUACAAAAUGGUGUGUCCAUAUUGCACGAUAAUGCGCGGCCGCAUAUCGGAGCACCAGUCAUCGCUCUUUUGGAGAAAUAUGGAUGGGAACGCCUCAAACACCCACCGUAUUCGCCGGAUUUAAGUCCCCCGGACUUUGAUUUAUUUCCAAAACUGAGGAACCACUUAGAGGGAUCCGUUUUCCCAACUUAGAUAUACUAAAUGAAGAAGUGAGCCGAAGGAUCCGUGAACUCAACAAAGAUGGCGUCCUAUGCGGCAUUCAAGCGCUCCCGAAACGAUGGCAAUCGUGUAUAGACAAGCAGGGAGAUUAUAUCGAAGGUCUAUAAUAUUGUAUUUAGUUUAAAAUAAAAACUUAUUUAUUCAGAGC